AUGAUAAAUGACUAUACCAGGAGGAAAGUAGCUGUACAGGAUACACAGGCAUGCUAUCUCUGCCACAAGCCGACGAAUGUGGUAUUGUAUAACCAGAGCGGACCGGACUGGUUUUAUACUUGUGAGCUCCAUUUACAAAACAAUCCUCAGUUUGCAGUUCCUGUAUAUGGUGCAGAAUAUGAGUCGAUAUUAAAGAAGAUGAAGGAGACCAAGGAGUUAUUGAACAAGCAGGUAACAAGUAAAGGUGGAGUGGGCAAUUGGGAUGGAUGGGUAAACAAACUUAUAUCCAGCAGGAAAUCCAAGGAUGACGACAAGGAAGCCGAUAAGAAAGAUGAUCAAAAAGAUGACACGCAAGAUGCAGAGCGGCAGGAGCCUGAUUUACAAAAGCAGUAUGACAUGCUGCUGGAUAAACUCACAGAGAUCAAAAGUAAGAAUAAAAAGUAUAAAUUGAGUGAUAUGAUGUUUCAAAACAGAGUAGAUCUCAAGGAGAGAGAAAGGUUAAGGCGAAUAAGAAUACAAAAGGAACAAGAGCAAUACUCAAACACCGAUCCGGUUGAAUUGGAAACUAAAUUUCAGUUUCCUUCUAUACCACAAACAACCCCAAAUAAGAAAGUAUGA
Nakaseomyces glabratus is the source of this 618-nucleotide messenger RNA. RefSeq names its product Vfa1p (gene VFA1). The record is from RefSeq and is a predicted model, not a curated record. NCBI's taxonomy places the organism in Eukaryota, Fungi, Ascomycota, Saccharomycetes, Saccharomycetales, Saccharomycetaceae. Gene Ontology annotation, biological process: vacuolar transport. Gene Ontology annotation, cellular component: endosome.